GCCAAUACUGGUGCCACGAAGGACCUUACGGACUCGAUAAGGAAUUGAUGAAUGAAAGCGGAAAUUUCUUUGAGUCAAGAAUAGAAGCACGUGCAUAUGACAAGGUUACUGGAAGAUAUAGAUACGGAAGUUGGUUGUUCAUACAAACAUCUCAGAGUAUCGGAUAA
This is a messenger RNA of Cetraspora pellucida, 167 nucleotides long. NCBI's taxonomy places the organism in Eukaryota, Fungi, Glomeromycota, Glomeromycetes, Diversisporales, Gigasporaceae. The record is from the annotation of a GenBank genome assembly.